AUGAAUGACCAUGAGCUCGUGGCGGGGAACGUCUACAAAGCUACGUGGAGGAGCCUCCAGGUGGCAGUGAAGAAGUAUGUCAAGGUGGAUGGCACUGGCAAGCCCGACUACGAGGAGUUCGCUAGGUUCUAUGCCGAAGCAGCUGCAAUGGCAGAGAUGAAUUCCCCAUGGGUCGUCCAACUACAUGCGGUCACCCGACAGCAGGGCAAGCUGGUGAUGGAGUUAGGCAAGGUGGACAUGGUGACGUGGUUUGGGCAGCACAGGUCGGGAGGCCUGCCCCUCAAGCUCAGCCUGCUGCGCAAUGCGGCUCAUGGGCUGGCGGACGUGCACGACAAGAAUUUUGUGCACAGGGACGUGCGCAACAAGACGUUCGUGGUUUUCCGGGAGUCCCCUCUGUCGGUGAAGCUGGUGGGCCUGGGAUCUGCAAUGGUGGGAAACGCGACGGGGAAGGUGACCGCCAGGAAGCUUCGCAGCAAGCGAUGGAGCCAGCUGAAUCGUAAGCUGUGCUACGAGGGCGUUUCAGAAAGGUUGGGCGCGCCAUAUGGGCGGCGCCGGAGAUCUUCAAGGAAAGGCCCCACAGCGUGGGCAGCGACAUCUACAGCUUCGGCGUCGUCAUGCACGAGCUCGUCGCCGAAGCCCAGCCUUACGGGGGUGGCACGCCAGACGGCAAGGUGA
Messenger RNA from Ostreobium quekettii, 675 nucleotides. Lineage: Eukaryota; Viridiplantae; Chlorophyta; Ulvophyceae; Bryopsidales; Ostreobiaceae. The record is from the annotation of a GenBank genome assembly.